Messenger RNA from Aspergillus fischeri NRRL 181, 747 nucleotides. Its product is annotated as putative exosome-associated protein. The coding region runs from base 1 to 747 and encodes 248 amino acids. The record is from RefSeq and is a predicted model, not a curated record. Gene Ontology annotation, cellular component: exosome (RNase complex); nucleolus. Gene Ontology annotation, molecular function: RNA binding; DNA binding. The transcript is spliced from 3 exons. Gene Ontology annotation, biological process: maturation of 5.8S rRNA; regulation of gene expression. NCBI's taxonomy places the organism in Eukaryota, Fungi, Ascomycota, Eurotiomycetes, Eurotiales, Aspergillaceae.
AUGGAGGCUGCCGACCUAUUACCGCUUCUUGAGCAAUUGGAUGAUAAUGUUGACGAUUUGGAAGAGGCCCUCAAACCAAUUUUGGAGAGUCCGGUCUCGGAGACAUCGAACAAGCUCCCGGUUCUAGACAAGGCGAAAUUUCACGUCUUGGUUACCUACGCUUUGGAAUCUCUCAUAUUUUCUUAUCUGCGUCUUCAUGGCGUCAAUGCAAAGGAACAUCCUGUCUUCCGAGAGCUUACUCGCGUCAAGCAAUACUACGGAAAAAUCCAGGCGCUAGAGACUGAGCCCGAGCAGCGGACUAUGACUCUUGACAAAGAGGCAGCUGGUCGCUUUAUCAAACACGGCCUUGCCGGGAAUGAUAAACUAGAUAUGAAACGCAAAGAACAGGAGGCGAAAGAGAAAGCGCGCGCUCAACUAAAAGCAGCACUACUAGCUAAGAAAGCCGCGGCAUCUGAGACAUCUUCCAGGAAUCGUACGAGUAGCUCGGACUCGGAGUCAGAACCUGAUAAGGAGGAGUCGGACAGCGAGGAGUUUAUGAUUGCAGGGUCGGAGCAGCUGACAAAGCCAUUGGAAACAACACAACCCGAAAACUCUCAGGAGGUAAAGAAGAAGAAAGACAAAAACAAGCUUGAGACUUCCAAGGCCACCAGAAAAAGGAAGAAGCGAAGCAAGGAGGAGCAGCAAGAACGAAAGAAAGAAAGACGGCAGAAGAAAAUGGAAGCUCGAAAGGCAGCAAAGGCGAAGUGA